CAGGAAUUUGUCAAAGCGUCAAAAAAGCCGCCAUUUCUUGGUUAUCAAUUCUUAUUAUUCUUGCGGCAAUCUAAAUAUACGCCAUAAAUAGGUAAUCUAAUGUAUAAUUUGAUGAACAAAAUAUACAAUUAGCAAAUACAGCUGCUGGCAGCUCCUCCGGGGGUAUAUUUACACUUCGUCGAGGGGUUUACCUCACAGUACGAAACAGGAUGGGGUUUGCAAAUUUCAAUCUACUUCUCUUCGGUCAAGUCAUCUCCUAUUUCCUCGCUUCGAAACUGUUAUUCGACAAAGUCAACGAAACAAUACACAUUGUUAUUGAUGAAUACUUCCACAUACCGCAAGGAUUAGCUUAUUGCAAUGGAAACUACUCAUACUGGGAUCCAAAGAUAACGACUCUACCAGGCUUGUACCUCGUUUCAUCAGUUGUUGGCACCUACUUCAAAUGCAAUACAUACAAUCUACGGUUUGUAAAUCUCAUAGCCUCAUGCGUCAACUUAGUUCUAUUCUCAAGCAUCUUACGAUUUGUGUACUUCGGUGAUAGGAAUCAUAUGAAAAUUAUUCUACAAGCAGUGAGCCUCACUAUACUGCCUCCGUUAUACUUCUUUUCACAUGUCUAUUACACCGAUGUCCUCUCCGUAACAUUUCUGUUGCUGUUUUCAAGAUUAUGUUUAACGAACCGAUACUUCUUUAUGAUCUUGAUCUGCGGUGUGGCUUCUAUAAUGAUGAGACAGACAAAUGUAGUAUGGAUUGCUAUGGUGUUCGGUCAUAAGUUGCUAGAUUUGUUAAUUAAGAGUUCUAGGGUAUUCGGUAACCAGUAUAUCAAUGAUGUGAGGUUGAGUAAGCGUUCCCUCAUAGCCAAAGAUGUGGAUAAGUCUAAAUUGAAACGGUACUACGGAUUAAAAGAUGUUUAUUAUGCAGCAAGAUAUCAUUUGUCGACUGGUUUGACAACAUUCUUCAAGUUUUUAUCGUUCCAUGAUGCUACCGUAUUGUUCACACAUUUGAUGACACUCAGCGGUUUUGUAGCUUUCGUUUAUUACAACGGUUCCAUUGUAGUAGGAGACAAAACAGCUCAUGAAGCGACCCUACAUUUGCCCCAAUUGCUAUACUUUUUAUUAUUCUAUGGAGUCUUCGGUUUGCCUUAUGUUGUGAAUCGGUUGAAAUCUACUCUAAAACUGAUGUUUAGGCAGAAAAUUCUGGUAUUAUUGUCCGCUUUGGUCUUUGUAUUAAUAGUCCAUUUUAAUACCCUCAUUCAUCCAUACUUAGUAGCCGACAACAGACAUUUUACUUUCUACAUAUGGAACCGAUGGUUUGGUAAAUAUGAGAAUGCUAUUUAUUUAACUGUGCCAGCGUAUGUGUUUCUUCUAUUCAGCAUUUAUGAUAAUUUGAGGGAGCAAAAUUGCAUUUCUUUCUUAUUACCAUACACUAUUUGUUUGGUUCUCAGUUUAGCAUUGCAGAAAUUGAUUGAAAUAAGAUAUUUUUUGGUACCAUACAUAGUUUUAAGGCUAAGAUUCGCAAGACCUUCUCAUAUGGUGAUUUUGUCGGAAUUUCUAUGGUAUAUAUUGAUAAAUGCGGCCGCUUUCCAUGUGUUUUUCAAUAAAGAAGUUACGUGGAAGGAUUUCGAUUAUGUCCAAAGGAUAAUUUGGUAGUUUUAAGUCUUUAAAAUGCGUAGGAUCAAAGAAACGAUAUUGUUGUGAAUUUUCUAGUCCAUAGGUUUCCAAAAUUUUCGAAAACGGCCCAAGGCCGGGUCCAUCCCCCUUAAGUGCAUCAUUUAUUCAAAUAGGCCUAAUUACCUCCUUCAUAGUCUUCCCAAUCCACGAUUCCCCAACAACCCUUAUCUUCCUACCCAUAAAAGGCCGGCAACGCACUUCUAACGCCUCUGGUGUUUCGGGUGUCCAUGGGCAGUUGGUUCAAUUGUGCUUGUAGUUUUGUCAUCACUGCAAACUGUCGGUAAAUAAAGAUAGAGAGAGAGAGAGAGAGAGAGAGAGAGAGGCACA
Spodoptera frugiperda (fall armyworm) is the source of this 1994-nucleotide messenger RNA. RefSeq names its product putative Dol-P-Glc:Glc(2)Man(9)GlcNAc(2)-PP-Dol alpha-1,2-glucosyltransferase. NCBI's taxonomy places the organism in Eukaryota, Metazoa, Arthropoda, Insecta, Lepidoptera, Noctuidae. Gene Ontology annotation, biological process: dolichol-linked oligosaccharide biosynthetic process; protein N-linked glycosylation. The transcript has 2 exons. The record is from RefSeq and is a predicted model, not a curated record. Gene Ontology annotation, molecular function: dolichyl pyrophosphate Glc2Man9GlcNAc2 alpha-1,2-glucosyltransferase activity. Gene Ontology annotation, cellular component: endoplasmic reticulum. The coding region runs from base 210 to 1646 and encodes 478 amino acids.